Molecule: messenger RNA, 831 nt
Organism: Penicillium riverlandense
Lineage: Eukaryota; Fungi; Ascomycota; Eurotiomycetes; Eurotiales; Aspergillaceae
Product: mitochondrial 54S ribosomal protein mL57
Exons: 2
Coding region: 1-831 (276 amino acids)
Biological process (GO): mitochondrial translation; RNA processing
Cellular component (GO): mitochondrial large ribosomal subunit
Molecular function (GO): ribonuclease III activity; structural constituent of ribosome
Source: RefSeq, a predicted model, not a curated record
AUGGCUUCGACUGUGUCUGCUCGCGCGGCCAGGUCCGCCUGCAUCGCCGCGCGCACUGUCCGGCCCGUCGUGCCCACCCUCUCUCGCCCCCAAUCCACGUCCACCGACGCCGUGCCAACCAGUGAAUCCGACAAGCCUCGAUGGUCCUACACUCCGCCGCGCGCAAAGGCGCCUUUCUCCCUCCGAACGAAGCCGAACCGCGCGCACUGGCCUGUCAACUCCAACCCGGCUCUUCUCGACCUGUUCUAUAUCCGGAUGCUGGGGAACGGUGGUGACAAGAUGCUCUCGGAGGAGCUCAAGUGGCUCACCGUGACCCAUAAGAGUUUCGAUCAGGGACGCAGAGGGUUCAAUGAUCGACUGGCCUUUCUAGGAAAACGGAUCGUGCAAUUACAGGCCUCGCUGGCUCUCGUACAAAACCCCGAACCGACCCCCGAGAGACCUUUGACCGACAAGUUCGGUCGCAAGAUAUUCUCCCACCCGGCAUUGGACGGGCUGCACAAUAUCUCCCUCGACAAGAAGAGCUUCCUGACGGAUCGGAAAAAGCUGGCCGACGUGGCACGAAGCUACGAUAUGGAGAAGGUGAUUCGAUGGAACCCGAAAAAUGUUCGUUGGCCUUUUAAUAUCCUGUUUCUAUUCCCGUUCCUCGUACUAACCCGUCUCACACAGCCCGAUGGACCCAAUGGCUUGAAGACCUCCGGCUUGGAUUUGGUGCUGGCACACACCCUGUACGCCGUGGUCGGGGCGCUCUCGUUGGAGCAGGGAGGACAAGUCGCCAGCAAGGUGGCCAAGGAGCGGAUUCUGGCUCCCCUAGGCAUUAAGUCUGUGUCUUAG